Messenger RNA from Pelmatolapia mariae (spotted tilapia), 5712 nucleotides. RefSeq names its product phosphatidylinositol-binding clathrin assembly protein. Gene Ontology annotation, cellular component: clathrin-coated pit; extrinsic component of presynaptic endocytic zone membrane; synaptic vesicle. The record is from RefSeq and is a predicted model, not a curated record. Bases 1267 to 2997 code for a protein of 576 amino acids. NCBI's taxonomy places the organism in Eukaryota, Metazoa, Chordata, Actinopteri, Cichliformes, Cichlidae. The transcript has 19 exons. Gene Ontology annotation, molecular function: SNARE binding; 1-phosphatidylinositol binding; clathrin heavy chain binding. Gene Ontology annotation, biological process: clathrin-dependent endocytosis; synaptic vesicle budding from presynaptic endocytic zone membrane; clathrin coat assembly.
UAAACGUCACCAUCUGGUUUUGCUGGGAUUUAAAAGCACAAACUAAAACACACGGGGUCAGAGACACCUUUUCAUAUGAGGUGUUACAGGAAUAAACAGGGGGAAGCGUUACACGAAUAAAACAUCUUUUUGUGUGUUAUUAUUAGUGGGUUUUCCUCACUAUGUGUCUACAUUUCAUUGGACAGCAGAUAAUCAGGGAGAGUUUGCACAUCACACUCUUGUGCUGUCCGUAUGCACUAAGGUGAUAAACCAGCUGAUGCUUUUCUCUCCUUGAAAAGCCUUCUGCUUUAAGAUGCCCUCCCCGGACCCGAGAAGUGGUCCAAUCGCCCUCGUUUCUCAGUCACCUGAUUCAUGUGCUGCCAUUUUACACACAAGUUUGACUGACAAAAAAAAAAAAAGAAAAGAAAAGAAAAAACAUCAGAAUUGGCCUAUCGGAAACCUCAGCAGAGAAAUACACCCUUUUGUAAAGAAGAUUAAAAAGACUGGGGAUAAAAAUCACAGCGGCUGAGGUUUGAUGCAGCCAGCGCGGGGUGCUGUGUGCGGAUCAGAGAGGCGCUUGCAGUCGGAUCUGUGCACACGUUCAGAGGAGAUACCGGGUGAAGAAGAAGGAAAAGGGGAGGGAAAGGACAAUGCUACAGCCUGUGUCUUUGAAAAAUUAGUCUUCAGUCAUGGUGAUGCCGCAUAGAUUUCAUAAUCAUCGCCGGCCGUCUUUCGAUCACUGACAUUGCUUUUUUGGGAUUCAGCGCUCUGGCACGGACUCUCUGCGCCGGCAUUUCACCCUCAGCAGCGUCUAUUUCAGGGAUACUGUAGAUUAUAUUAAUACAUUGACCAGCUUUGGAUGCAGGCCGCUCUGACAGGCUACACCGAUUUUCUUCUUUUUUACAAGCAGGUUGAUUAUUUCUGCAGCUGGGCCAUCCUGUUGCCCUGCGCUGGAUUUUUGGAUGCUUCUCUGGAUGUGUGACCGUUUAACGCUUUAUUUGGCCGCCGCAUGAAUUCUCCCACCGGAUCCUCGUCCGUGUACGCUGCUGUCCUCCACCACCACCUCCUCCUCCUCCUCCUCUUCUUCCUCCUCCGGCCGAUUCUCACAGAGGGCACUACCCUCCUCCUCCUCCUCUUCCCUGCCGCUAAAGACAUUUUGAUCGUCCUCCCCGGUUCCCCCCACCCGGACUCGACCAUCACUCCUCUGCCUGCCGCCUCAUCCUCCUCCUCCUCCUCCACCACCACCACCACCACCACCACCGCCGCCGCCUCCUCCUCCUCCGUAACAUGUCGGGACAGUCUUUGACCGACCGGAUCGCCGCCGCACAGCACAGCAUGACCGGGUCUGCCAUCAGCAAAGCCGUCUGCAAGGCCACGACGCACGAAGUCAGCGGACCCAAGAAGAAACACCUUGACUACCUGAUCCACUGCACCAAUGAGCUGAACGUCAGCAUCCCCCACCUGGCAGACACACUGCUGGAGCGCACAACUAGCAACAGUUGGAUUGUGGUUUUUAAAGCGCUCAUCACCACACACCACCUCAUGAUGUACGGCAAUGAGAGAUUGAUGCAGUACCUUGCCUCCAGGAAUACACUCUUCAACCUCAACAACUUUCUAGAUAAGGCUGCACUACAAGGGUAUAACAUGUCAACCUUCAUCAGACGCUACAGCCGCUACCUGAAUGAAAAAGCCAUGUCUUACAGACUAGCAGCGGUGGACUUCACAAAAAUGAAGAGAGGGGCUGAUGGUGUGAUGCGCACCAUGAACACAGAGAAGCUGAUUAAGACUUUGCCCAUCAUUCAGAACCAGCUGGAUGCACUGCUGGAUUUCCAGCCAAACUCCAACGAGCUGACGAACGGAGUGAUCAACACAGCCUUCAUGUUGCUGUUUAAAGACUCCAUACGGUUGUUUGCCGCUUAUAACGAAGGCGUCAUCAACAUGUUGGAGAAAUACUUCGACAUGAAGAAGAACCAGUGCAAAGAAGCUUUGGAGAUCUACAAGACCUUCCUCAACAGGAUGACCAAACUGUCUGAGUUUCUCAAAGUGGCGGAGCGAGUUGGGAUAGAUCAGGGCGACAGCCCCGAUCUCACACAGGCUCCCAGCUCUCUCCUGGAGGCUCUGGAGCAGCAUCUAGCCUCUCUGGAAGGCAGGAAGCUCAAGGACCUCUCCACCGCCAGCAGAUCCAGCACCUUGUCCAGUGCAGUGUCAUCUCUCUCCAGCACGGGGAUCUCUCUCAGCCGUAUGGAAGACAAGACGGAGGACAACCGACUGCAGCAACACAAGGAGGACGGUCACAAAGUGAUCGACAUUCAGACACCUAACGUGUCACCCAGCACCCAAUCAGUGGGCAGUGCCAACAGCAGCGGAGGGGCCACAGAUCUCUUCUCUAACUCACCUAUUGUACCCGUCAACAACCAUGUGCCAAACCUGACUAGUGAGCUGUUCACCCUGCAGCCUAACUUCACCCCCAUCCAGACCACACACACUGUGCCCAACAACAACAACGCCUGGGGAGGUGACUUGCUAAAGCCAUCCCCACCCACUCAAAUUCACAGUCCUGGAGCCCCGUUGCACUCUGGGAAGAUGCUGCCCAAUGAUUUGGACUCAUCCUUAGCCAACCUUGUUGGCAACCUGCAGUUUGGGGGGACGCCAGCUAAAAAGCCAGAGCUCCAGUGGAGUCAGCUGGUAGAGAAGAAGCCGACGGGUGGUAGUGGCUGGCAAUCGAAGACCAUGUGCACCAGCACCAACUGGACUCACACCACCCAUCCCAUGGCACCUGCACCCAUGCCCGUUCCUCAGAUGAAUGGGAUGAUCUAUACUGGCUAUGCUCCAGCACCAGUGGCUUUUCCUAUGACGACACCCCAAGUGCCUGUGUAUGGAAUGCUCCCUCCUCAGAUGAAUCAUCAGAUGGGGGGCGUUCCCAUGAUGCCCCCACAGCAUGUCAUGUAUAACCAGCCUGUCCUGAGACCCACCAAUCCUUUUGGACCCAUCCCAGGAACACAGAUGCACUUCAUGUAGGGGAUGAUGUUGUAACCAUGGCAGCAAAGCUGGGAGAGAGAAGGCGAGUGGAAAGAGACAGAGAGAAAGAGUCGGCAGCGAACGCAAAUCCAGAACCAAAAUCCAGCACAGGGGAAAGAAAGAAGAGGGCAGAGAGGAAGAAAAAGGGGAGGGGAGAGGACGAAGGAGAGAGGAGGACCAGAGGAUGGAUAGAAGAUGAAACGCUGAUGUCAGUUUCCAUGUCACCUGACCCUCUAAUCUCCUCUCCUCUCUCCGUGUGGCUACUGAUCUCUCUGUCUUUGAAUCUAUAGUGCUGGGGCACCAGAGGCUCUGCAUUAGUCCCACUCAUUCUUUGCUUGAUUUGCCGGUUCAAAUGGCAAUUACGACCUGUGAUGACACUAUGAGGACUGACAGCUCGUUGGAAGUGCAGAAGCUCUUUUGCCAUUUCCCCCCCACCCCCCACCCCCUCAUACUGAUAAUUUCCUGUAUAAAGGCUUACCCGCAUCUCUCGCCAUCCCUCAGCUGAAUCAAACUUGGAGGACACGCGUCUCUUUCUCUGAUUGGAUCGUUUGCUGGCACUUUACUCUAUGUGACCUUUGCCAAGGGUGUAUUUCUGUGUAGGUGAUUUUUAGCAUCUUGUUCCGACUGGUUCCCAGUAACGUGUCAUCCAUCCAUCACCUGAUGUCAGAAGUUAUUGAUUUGAAUGCGUGCGUGUGUGUUCAUGUGUCUACGCGUGCGUGCGUGCGUUCCUUUUUCUACAUUUCAGCGUGCUGCAUCCACGCAUCCAUUUGAGUCUUUUUAUGAGCUCCAUUUGUUCUUAAUUGCCAAUUUCACAGAGAGAAUCGGGCGUAAAACAAUUGGCACGCUUGUGUGAUUGUGGAUGGACGUGGAGCUGUGUAGGGUGUGCUGCAGCGUGUGUUUCUCUUUUGGUACCUGAUGUCAUUAAUGUGUUGCCAGGUACCAACGUGUUACUGCACUGGAACUAACUGAUGAAAGCACUGAGCCAGACCCAGGCAUCACAUCUGGAUGUAAACAAACCUCCGCUACUUGGGGACGUGAUGUACACACUGUGUUUCGUUUCGUUUUUUGGGGUUUUUUGCCCUCUUCUACAGCCGUGCAAUAUCAUGCAAUCUCAUUAUACACCCAUUUGUAGCCCGGUUAGAAGCCUUUUUCUGCUGUAGUGUCGGAGUUCCUGUAUGUCCACAUGAGAUUUCUGUACAGAAUACUGUUGAUUUUUUUUUCUCGUUUUCUAAGCUGUUCUGUUAACAACUGAACUGCUCUAAAAGUUGUGAAAAAUGCACUGAGAGCCACACAGGAGGUGAGUUGACAUUAGGUGAAUUUCAAUCUAGCAAUCAGAAAUGGUCGAACUCCCAGCUGUAUGAUAUCCUCCCUGUCCUGAGCAUUUGUCCUGUCCAAAAUCCUCCUGUCAAGUCCUUAUCACCCCCACCCUACCCACCCCAAAAAAUAAUAAAAUUUAAAAAAAAAUGGAUGAGGGUAGAAGUCUCACCUCCACUGGGAGGAUUUAAAGAGAGCCACUGAGAAGCGAGUUAUUAAUGUAGAGUGGAACGUUUAUGGACAGGACAGCUAAAGGUCAGUCUGGAGCGUCAAGUGAACGACAGCAGUGGAAAGCAGCUGAGGGUAAUGUCUGUCGAUCACGGCCCGAGCAAAGCCCGCAGCGACGGCGCGCAGAUUAAUUCGGACAGCCAGAGACAGGGAGGCUCUAAUGAGACAUUAAAUGUUAAUGUGGAUUUUCUAGGAGAUCCAAGGUCGAGUUAGACUCACAGUCAGAUGAUAUAUAUAAAAAUAUAUAUAGCACAAACCUUCAAAGAGGGGACAAUGCUCUGCUGCACAAAAACCUAAAAUCAUUGCUGGGAUGUACAGUCGAAAGGGGCAAUAAUCGAUUGGGUAUGAAGUCGUUUUUUUUAUUGGUUGUGUCCGUUCUAUGUACAUGUACUGUAUGUGUGUUUGUGUGCACAUGCCUUCCCAUAGAGAUAAACAGGGUCAUGUUCCUCGGUUAGAGGUUACACAUCUCUAUCGAGCUGGUAGCUUGUACUAACUUAGCAAUGAGUGUUAUUGUGACCGUGUCUGUACAACAUCACAUCAUUUUAAGGUGGCUCUAGGUUCACUCAUCUGCUGUAAAACGCAAAAAACAGGGGGAAAAAGAAAGCCCCAAGUCAUCAGAUGUGGAAUCUGUCAAAGUGAGUCUGAAGCAAACUUCUCCAAAGAGCUGGAAGUGCACAGGCUGGUGAUUUCUAACAAAAAAAAAGAAUCGCAACUGUAACUGCUGGCUAUGUAAAAACCAGUCUCACCGCAGCUACAACUCUACUACCAGCAGAGAGAGAUUUGUGCUAGGAAUCACCGGGCAGGCAGAUGUUCUCUUCGAGGUUUCACUUUUGAAUGAACAUAAAUGUAAGAGGUCAGCUGAGAUUUGGGUAUUUCCUUCGGGAAAAUGUCGCGCCAUUAAUCCUUGUUGUCGUUCUCCGUCAGAUGAAUGAGCUUUUCAUUGUGCACUUCACUCCCACCAACAGAGCUCGAUCCAUCCUGGGCCAACCUCUGACUGUUACUGUGUCCUCUGUAUAUAGGUAAUGCUGUUCAUGUGUUUUUAGACGUGCUCUCUCUCUCUCUCUCUGUAAAGUGAUCGAAGCCCCAUUGGAUGACGUACUGUACGUGGGACAAUUUAUUGCUGUAUCUGUGUUUGAAUGGUUGUACUUUGAAGGUGUCAUCAUCCAGGGAUGG